Brugia malayi is the source of this 624-nucleotide messenger RNA. RefSeq lists its product as uncharacterized. The transcript is spliced from 4 exons. The record is from RefSeq and is a predicted model, not a curated record. The coding region runs from base 1 to 624 and encodes 207 amino acids. NCBI's taxonomy places the organism in Eukaryota, Metazoa, Nematoda, Chromadorea, Rhabditida, Onchocercidae.
AUGCUAGGCCAAGAAAGUAUUAAUGAUGGUAAUUUUUAUCGACAUCAUAGUGCGCAAAUAUUGCUAAGCUUAGACACUCAUAGUGCUAUGUUUAUUGUUCAUGAAAGAUGGACACCAAAAGAUAUCAGUAAAUUAUUUCAAGCAAUUCAACUAUUAGCACCAUCAAUACGAAAUGUUUCGCUUGAUAUGGGAAUUGUUGAAUUGAUCACGGCUGGCUUAUCAAGCAUGGAUUUUAAUCGAUGGCACACUUUUCAAUGUUAUUUGAAAACGUUAGAGGGACAAGCUGCUGAAGAUUCUGUACAUGUACAGUGUAUACCAUCUACCUGUCAAAAGACAUUUUUUCCAAAUGUUACUGAGUUUACGGUUCAAAUUGGUGAGCGUGACUAUUCGGCAUUAACACGUUUGAUGGAUUAUUCGGUUGAUGCUCAAACACUUUUUUCGCUUGAUAAAAUUGAGCUUUUUCGUGUACAUUUCAUUUCUACCACUGAAACACAAUUACGUGGUUCGUGUUUUACGCAAGAAGAACGUUUUUCCAGGAAGCGAACAUCGAAACAUUUGCAAAAUUUCAAAAAAUGGAUUGGAACGACUAAUUUAGGUGAACGAUACUGUCAACAGUACUCAUAA